AUGCAAUCCUUAUCCCUCAAAACCUCUCCCGACACAGAGAUUCAUUUCACAAUUUCUAAACCCCUUUCAACACCAGAGGACCAAGUUACCUCUCCGCUCCUGGUUUUCCUCCAUUACUGGGGUGGCUCAAGCGCGACAUGGCACAAGCUUACCUCAUAUGAAUCGCCAUCGUCUCUUAGCAAUGACUACCCUUGCAUUGCCAUCGACCUUCGUGGAUGGGGACAAUCCUCAGGGCCUUCGAGUGCACCGGACCACUCGAUCACACCCACGGCCUCGGAUGUUAUUUCAGUCCUGACGCACCUAAACACCGAUCCGACUACCGCCCAUAUUUUUAAAAAUGGAAUCAUUAUUGUCGGCCAUUCUAUGGGAGCAAAGGUUGCACUAGCGACCCUCAAUCGAGUUCCUGAUGCUUCACUCGGCCUUGUCAAGGGCUUAGUUCUGGUUGCACCAUCGCCACCAACUCCCCUUAUACUACCCCCUGAUAUGAGCGAGCAACAACGCCAGGCAUACAAUAGCGAAGAGUCGAUAAGAUGGACGGCCGAAAAUGUUCUUUCCAGUAAAGAAAGUCUUACUGACGACGAUUUUUCCAUCAUUUUGCGCGACAGUUCAAAAGGAAAUACCUUUGCAAAAGAUGGGUGGCUCCUGCAUGGAAUGCAAGAGGACAUUUCUCUCGACGUGAAAAAUGCUGGCUUGCGACCGGCUGCGAAAGGACUUAAGAUUCAGGUUCUAGCCGGAGAACUUGACAUUGUUGAGCAGAAAGAUCGAGUGGAAAAAGAUAUUUUUCUUCUUUCUGAGGGCUUGGUAUCUUCCACGCGACUGGGAUCCCCGUUCCGUGUGAACUCCUCGCGCUUUGACUUAGUAAAACACGAAUUCAUUAUUAUUAUUAUGUUGCCAAAGCUAUUAAUAUCCAAUGCGGCAAGCGUUGUCGUCCUAGGCAGCGUCUUGGUCGAUGCUACCGGGGCACUCAAGCAAGAGGUGCGCUACAGACGCAGUAACAGCACUCUUACCCCGAACGGCAAAAAGGCCGGCAGUGCCGGUGGCAAUGCAGUAUCUUUCUGGGAGCCACAUCUUGGUUGGUGGUACGACUGGAACCCUGAACAAUCCAGCAGUCAUGAUACCGAGUAUGUCCCAAUGCUAUGGGGUGAUGGCGAUGCCAGCGACGAAGAUGCGCAAAGAUAUCAGGAGUUCCAAAAUCUAGACACCACCCCGACGUAUUUAUUGGGAUUCAACGAGCCCGAUUGCUCUCCUCCUGAUUCAUCGAGUAUUGAUGAAGAUAAGGGCGCUCAAGUGUGGAAUUAUUUGAUCGCUCCUUGGGGUCAGAAGGGCGUAUUACUCGGCAGCCCUGCAAUGUGUAAGCAAGCCGAUGAAGACUGGUUGGCUCCUUUUGAGUCUCAGAUAAGCACAGAUUGGGAUUUUACUGCGAUUCAUGUGUACAAGAAUAGCAUAGAUGGAGUCAACAAAGAUUUGGACCACUAUUGGAGCACGUACGGCAAACCAAUCUGGGUGACAGAAUUUGGAUGUGUUGAUGACCAAAAUGGGUUUACCCCAUGCACUGACCAAAGUGAGAUUAACUCAUUCAUCAGCGGCAUUGUCGACCUGUUUGAAAGCGACGAUCGUAUCUACGCGUACGCCUACACCGAUGGCAAUGGACUGGGAGAUGUAUGGCCCCCGACCAGUAAUGGUGAGCUGACUGAAAGUGGCCAAACUUAUCUCAGUGCAAUCAGCAAGUAUUCGUGAGGUCUGGCAGAAGGGUAAUCAUUUGCAUACUUAAAUACAUCUCGCUGUUGCUUCACAGCAAGAAACUCUUGUCCAAAAUAGCAUGAAGUGAAAUUAAUACUUGUAUUCGCGAUGGCCACUUGAAUGUUGGAGCUAUUCAUAUCGAUAAUUGUGUUCAUCGCACUUUUAGAGAAACAUUAG
Messenger RNA from Talaromyces rugulosus, 1917 nucleotides. RefSeq lists its product as uncharacterized. Lineage: Eukaryota; Fungi; Ascomycota; Eurotiomycetes; Eurotiales; Trichocomaceae. Bases 1 to 1737 code for a protein of 578 amino acids. Gene Ontology annotation, cellular component: fungal-type cell wall. The record is from RefSeq and is a predicted model, not a curated record. The transcript has 7 exons. Gene Ontology annotation, biological process: fungal-type cell wall polysaccharide metabolic process.